Molecule: messenger RNA, 2877 nt
Organism: Paramecium tetraurelia
Lineage: Eukaryota; Ciliophora; Oligohymenophorea; Peniculida; Parameciidae
Exons: 9
Biological process (GO): protein polyubiquitination
Molecular function (GO): cysteine-type deubiquitinase activity; ubiquitin protein ligase activity
Source: RefSeq, a predicted model, not a curated record
AUGAUUAAUCUCUUCUAAAUGCUUCAACAAAAUAGCCCAUUUUUUUAGGAAUUAUAGAUAUAUGACGAUGGAAAAAGAAUUUUAGAUAAGUCCCUCAGAGAUAAAGAAGGGAUGGAGUACUACUUGAUAUCUAAGAAAUUCAUAAAAUAAUGGAAAUAUUAUGUAGAUUAUGAUGAAGAAAUGGAAGAAAUAUAAUUAGACCCUCGAUAGAAACCUGAUAAAAUCAAUUCUGAUUUAAUAAACAAUGAGAAAUUGUUUAGGUACUUCCCUGAGAAUCAUGUUUAUAAUUCUAGCAUUCGAUAUUUGGAAAAUGAAUGGGAUUACGAAUUUGUUUUGAAAAAAGUGUAUGAAUAUUUUAAUGAAAUUUAUCAAUCAAUCGAACCACAAAUCAGAGUGGGAUUUUAUAACGAAAGUCUUAAAAGAAAGCAGAUAUUCCCUAACUUAGCAAGAUUUACUCUGAUUUAUUAGUCUCCUAUAGACAAUAAACUAUAUACAGCAAAGGCUUAAGUAGAUUAUAACUCAGAGAUAAAGGCUUGGACAAAUUUAUUGAGAGAUACAUUUUAGGAGUAAUUCAAACCAAAGAAGAUAAAUAAUGUCCGAGUGUGGUGUCCACGACAUAAGACUUUUAAAGCAGACUUGUUGAUCUAAUAAAUGGAGAAGAUUAAACAAGUAGAUGGAGAUAUCUUGAAUGAAAAUUUGAUAAUAUUUCAGAUGUAAAGUUAAAGGGAUAAUUGUAUAAUCAUCGAUCUUGAAUUGAAUGAUUGGCAAUUCAAAAAAUUCGAAUAAACAAUUGAAUAUGAUAAUGCCCUUUUGUUGGAAAAAGCAUUGUAUGGUUGUGGUAAAAUAGUGUGUGAAUUUCCCUAAUGCAAAUUGAAUAAUGGAUAUUCAGAUUUAGGAUUUGCAAAGGAAGACAUUUAAGGAAUUUGCUAAGUUUUGAUUGAAAAUGAAGAAGUAAAAUGGGAAUUAAUGUGUUCAAAAUAAAAAAACAUUACUGACAACUUACUUCCGUUUUCGGUGUAAAUAAAAACAGAUCCUAUCUAAUACUUAUUGAAGAUUUCGUAAUCUCUAGAGUUAUUUGGAAUAUCCUUUGUAGAAAAUUACAAUAAGAAUUAAGGCAUAUAUCAGAUAAACCCAAAAAAUGCAGAAAUAAAUUCUUUAUUAGUUCUGCAAAUAGCUUAAGGUUUAAAUUAGUAGAAAGAUAAUUUAAUGCAAAUAAUUAAAAAUUUAUUCUAAAGAAAAGUAGAAGAUAUUGAACCACUUACAAAUUUAUAUUAACUGAGAGCUCUUUAUUUGAUCCUCUAAUUUAGAAAUUGUCUUAGUAAGAUUUUAGACGAAAAGCCUUUUAUAAUAUUAACAGUUAUAAGAAGAUUGAGUCAACAGUAAGCAAAUUAAUUAUCUAAAUGGCUGACUAAACUUGAUAAAACUGAACUUCAACAGUUUUAAUCGAUUACAAAAAAGGCAAUUGAACAAUAAAUCAAUAUCUAAAAAAAUGCCCCUAUUAGGCCCCUUUUAGAUAUUGACGACAUUUAAAGAUUAAAAGGACUCUUUGAUUUAUACAGCGUCAUCUACAAGUCGAAUAUCAAGAACCCUAGAAUCCCAGCUUCUGAAUUUAUUAUCAAUUCCAUACAACAGUUUUAUAAAGUCGACGCAGACAGACAGGAAUUCACAUAAUUCUAAAUUUUCAAUGCAAAAGUUUGGAGGGGUUACUCUUUUACUUUCUGCCAAUAUCCUUGGGCUAUGCCAAUCGAAUUUAAAUCUAGACUUCUCUCUAUCGAAUGCAAAGUGAAGUAGUAUGAUACCAGAAGGAGAGCAUAUGGUAUUUUCCCUUAAUUUGUAUCCUUAACUAUAGAAAGAGAUAAUAUUAUCGAGUCCGCUAUCAAAUAGUUAUAAUAAACUUAGGUUUCGCUUAAGAACCCUCUAAAGGUUCAGUUUGUAAAUGAACAAGGAGUUGAUGAGGGAGGACCAAAAAGAGAAUUUUUCAGAUUGAUUAUGGAGAAGUUGGUCACUCCAGAUUAUGGUAUGUUCAUUCCAAAAAACAAUGACACUGUAUUUUGGUUCAAUCCUCAAUCUUUUGAAAUGCCAAUCUAUUAUUCUUUGAUAGGGAAGCUCUUAGGAUUAUCUCUUUAUAACUCUGUAUUGUUGGAUGUUCGAUUUCCAACAGUUUUAUUUAAGAAAUUGCAAAGAGAGAAGUUAAAGGAAGAAGACCUAAAGGAAUUAGACAUGGAGACUUAUACAGGUUUCCAAUUUCUGAGAGAAUAGACUGAUCCAAAGGUAGUCGAAAGUCUCGGUCUUACCUUUAAUGGCACAUACAAGGUUUGGGGAGAAAACUAUUUUGAGGAUCUGAAGCCUAAUGGAUUCUAAAUUAAUGUUACUAUUGAGAAUAGAGAAGAAUAUAUAUAAUUGUAUAUAGAUUGGUAUUUGAACAAAUUAGUUUAGAAAUAAUUUGACCUGUUGAAAGAUGGGUUUAAAACAGUUGUUGAUGGGGAUGGUAUAAAAUUGUUUUCAGGAGAGGAAUUGCAGUAAUUGAUUAUAGGUUUGCCAACCUUUGAUAUGAAGGAUUUAGAGGCAUCAACCAAAUAUGAUGGAUAUGAAAGUGAUUCAGAAUAUAUUAGAUAUUUUUGGAAUUGCAUCCAUAAAUUGAAUGUUGAAAUGCAGAAAAGAUUUUUAUUCUUCUGCACAGGUUCAGAUAGGAUCCCUGUUGGAGGACUCAAAUCUAUCAAGUUUGUUAUUUAAAAACAUGGACAAGAUACUGAACAAUUGCCAUCAGCUCAUACUUGUUUUAAUGUACUAUUGUUGCCAUUUUACAAAAAUAAGGAAACUUUAAAAGAAAAGUUGAAAAUCUCUCUAGAUAAUGCGGAAGGAUUCGGUUUGAUGUGA